GUGACAUCUAAGGUUGGAGCCGGAGAGCUAGUCGCAGCCAGAGGAGCCAGACAGUAGUCAGCAGCCCACUGCUUCAGCUUGCAAGAACCCUCCUUUAUUUUCGCAUGACCUCCAGCAGACUUUGACACAAAAAUGUUGCUUUCAUCAUUACGGACAACGAUUUUUUGCGGUUGCAGAAGUGCUGGAAAGGAGUUUCAACGCAGCAGCCAUCGUCGGAGUCCACAGCUGCGACAAUGGCUGGUGAAGAGGAAUCAGAGCACCAUCACAGUGGAGGCGGGAGCCCCCUCCGUCCCGGCGGCCGCCGCCGUGCCCAACGCUGCCACAAAUCGCAUCCUGGGUCGCUGGCUGCUGGGCUGCAGCGGGCUGGUGGUUGGAGCUGUGGUCUUGGGUGGUGUCACAAGGCUCACCGAGUCUGGGCUCUCCAUGGUUGACUGGCAUUUGGUCCGAGAGAUGAAGCCGCCUCAGUCAGAAGCAGAAUGGGAGGCUGAGUUUUCCAAGUACCAGCAGUUUCCGGAGUUCAAAGUACUGAAUCAUGACAUGACUCUUCCAGAGUUUAAGUUUAUCUUCUUCAUGGAAUGGGGUCAUCGUAUGUGGGGCCGACUGGUUGGGUUAGCAUACAUCCUCCCCACCAUUUACUUCUGGAAGAAAGGGUACUUCAAUCGCUCUAUGAAGGGAAAAGUGCUUGGGCUGUGUGGAUUUGUCUUCUUCCAGGGCCUUCUGGGCUGGUAUAUGGUAAAGAGUGGACUGGAGGACAAGCCUGAAUCACAUGAUAUCCCUCGAGUGAGCCAGUAUCGUCUGAGCGCUCACCUUGGCUCUGCCCUGUUGCUGUACACAGCAAGUCUCUGGACUGGGCUUACUCUGCUGCUCCCACCACACAAGAUGGCAGACACCAAAAAUCUCAUGCAGCUCCGGAGGUUUGCUAAGGGUACUGGUGGACUCGUCUUCCUCACUGCUCUGUCAGGUGCUUUUGUUGCUGGUUUGGAUGCUGGGCUGGUGUAUAACUCUUUCCCUAAGAUGGCUGAUAAAUGGAUUCCUGACGAUCUGUUGGCCUUCUCCCCAACCCUAAAGAACUUCUUUGAAAAUCCCACCACUGUACAGUUUGAUCACAGAAUUCUGGCGAUAUCAUCCUUGACAGCGAUUACGGGCCUUUAUUUGUUCUCGAGGAGGGUGAUGUUGCCCAGGAGGGCCAAGAUUGCCAUCAGCCUCCUGGCAGCGAUGGCCUAUACUCAGGUUGCCCUCGGUAUCAGCACCCUGUUGCUCUACGUCCCCACACCGCUGGCAGCAACUCACCAGUCUGGAUCAGUGGCUCUUCUGUCUUUUGCCAUUUGGGUUCUGGCAGAGCUUCGCAAAAUGCCCAAAUAAAUCUUCCUUGAUGGACUAAUAUAAUCCUUUGUAGCCACAUGGCAAACCUGGAAGAGUCAGCAGUGUCACAAAAUAGGGAAUUAAGAGCAAAAAAGGAAAAAUUGGUUGUGUUGCAUUUUAAUCCUCAUUAAGAAAUACAUCCAUGACACCAUUGUCAGGAGUAUGUCCAGCUUUAUGCCUUAGUAGAUUUGCUCCUUGUUGGAUUUCUCUGAGAGUGUCUUGCUUUUACACAUUUAUCAAAAAAACCUCUUGCCUUGUAGGUGGACACGCUGGCUCUUUGUCAAUGGAUCUGGCUCCUGGGAUUACAUAUAAAUAUGUAUAUUCUCUAAAAACGCUCUAUGUCUUGUUGAUAUUGUGAUGCUAAAUUAUGUUGUAAAAUAGUAAUAUGCAGAGCAUUUGGGUAGCUUUCACACAGACAUUCACGAAAAAAAUCUGAACACAUCUUGAUUUCAAGCCAGUCUUGUUUUUCUCAUUAAGUUACAACUGUUGAAAAACAGUUUGGGUUGUUCUUUUUUUUUUAAAGAUUAUUUAUUUAAAAAUAAAGCACUAAACUUUCAUGGAAUCCAAAUGUAGAUCGGUUUCUAUCUUUUCUGUAUAGAUGUGGUUUAUCCAGUAGUUGUCCUUUGGAUGGAAUACAUGUUUUAUAACGUUUCUUUGAGAACAAUUUAGAAAGCCGUGAUGUCCCUUUGGUUUUCCAUGAGUACGGUAGGUGUGUGCAAACUGUACAGGGGUACUCUGUUAGUGUGAGAACUGCAUAUAGACCUCAUUGUGUUACAGGUACAGAUCUGAGGAAGGAUUUUUUUUAAGUGCUCUUAAACAGGCUCGGUCAUUUAAAAAAAAUUACCUGAUAAGACGUUUGAAAGAGAGUAUUGAUGAAGAAAGUUAGUGAAUGAAG
Molecule: messenger RNA, 2257 nt
Organism: Menidia menidia (Atlantic silverside)
Lineage: Eukaryota; Metazoa; Chordata; Actinopteri; Atheriniformes; Atherinopsidae
Source: the annotation of a GenBank genome assembly